CAUUCAAAAAAUAAGGUUGCUAGCUACUUAUAACAUUAUGAGAAGCGUGAAAUUAGUAUCUGAGUUGCCCAAUUUAAAAGCAGUACCUUGUAAUUACUAUGUUGAUAAUCAUCAUAAAUAUUCAUCACCAGCCAUUAUUGACACUAAUCAUGAUGAUUCAUUAAUCCCCAUCAUUGAUUUUUCCCUCCUUUCCUCAAAAGACCCUCAUCAACACUCCAAAGUCAUUCAACAACUUGGAAGAGCUUGUCAACAAUGGGGAUUUUUCAUGGUUGUGAACCAUGGAAUAGAAGAAAGUUUGAUGAAGGAGUUGAUUGGGGUGAUAAAAGAAUUCUUCUUAAUGGGAGAGGAGGACAAAUGGAGGUACAAAGGGGAAAAAAUGUUUGAUCCAAUAAAGUAUGGAACUAGCUUUAAUUAUACUUCUAAGGACAUCACUACUUAUUGGAGAGAUUACCUUAAACUCUCUCUUCAUCCUCAACUUCAUUGCCCCGACCAACCCAAUAAUUUUAGAGAAGUUUUAGGUGAGUAUGGUGAAAAAUCGAGAAAAGUGGCAAGAAAGUUACUAUCAGGAAUAUCAGAAAGCUUAGGAUUAGAAGAAGAGUUGAUGAACAAAUCCCUGAAUCUGGACUCGGGUUACGAGGUGUUUGUUGCAAAUUAUUAUCCAGCUUGUCCACAGCCCGAACUUGUAAUGGGCCUUCCACCCCAUUCCGAUUUUGGCCUUUUAACUUUUCUAAUACAAAAUGAUGUUGGAGGAUUACAAAUACAACACAACGGAAAAUGGAUCAAUAUCAAUCCCAUUCCCAACUCUAUUUUGGUUAACACUGGCGAUCACCUCGAGAUAUUUACGAAUGGGAAGUACAAGAGUGUUUUGCACAGAGCGGUAGUGAACAAAAUGGAAAGGAUAUCAAUAGGAAUUGCAAAUUGCCCAGCUAUGAAUGCCACAGUGAGUCCAGCUGCUUCGCCUCUAAUCCAAAAUGAAAGGUUUCCACCACUCUAUCUACCCAAGAAAUACAGUGAAUAUGUGGAGAUACAGCAGACAAAUCCACUUGAUGGAAAGUCAUGUUUGGACAGAAUCAAGAUUAAUUCACCACCAUUGAAGUAAAAA
Molecule: messenger RNA, 1102 nt
Organism: Solanum stenotomum
Lineage: Eukaryota; Viridiplantae; Streptophyta; Magnoliopsida; Solanales; Solanaceae
Product: 2-oxoglutarate-dependent dioxygenase 19-like
Exons: 4
Coding region: 38-1099 (353 amino acids)
Source: RefSeq, a predicted model, not a curated record